AUGUCGCUCGCGCCAUCUACUACUUACAUGACAUCUACGGCCACGCACGCAUACACAUCAGGAAGUACUGUUGUCACCAAAACCUUCAACCUCGAACCACAAAUUACACCAUGGAAAGCUCCAGAUUCAUGUAGCACCUCAAUAUUCUGCAGCAUGAAGGGGAGUGAGGUCGGGCCUCGGAAGGAAUGCUGGGAUUACGACGUAAUAAACUCAUCCGCACGCCAAUAUAUAGACGAGGAAUGCCAUCCUCCAGGUUACAAGGAUAUCUUUUACCAAGGCACCGCAUACGAAGACUUGACUUCACUUGCGUUUCCCGGAACUGCAUGCCCGCAAGGCUGGCACAAGGCGUGCACUUCGACCCUGGCGAGCGGACUGGUGACCCAGACGCAGGAGAUUUGCUGCCCAGACGGAUAUGAUGGCUGCACGAUGGAUGGUGGGGCCCGUAACUGCUAUCGAAGGCUCAAGACCGCCACAGCCAUGUGGGUGGUCAAGGAAGAGACCGGCAGCACGACGGUUCGCGAGGUAGUCACGAACUCACCAAUAACCGGUUCUGACGACGAAGCAAUAACAAUAUACCGUGCCGCCUUCCCCCUGGCCAGCGGAGCCGCAACAACAGGGACAAAUGUCAUCGGUGUGACUGGGACGGGCGACGGCGCAGCUCGGACAGGGAUGCCGGGUCCGGACGGCCAGGAAGAAGGUCGCCUGGGAGGCUCGCAGCAGCAAAGUCAAAAUUCCCUCAGCCCAGGUACCAUAGCCGGCAUAGCGCUGGGUGCCGGAGUCGGCCUCGCUCUGCUGUUUGCCGCUGGCCUCUUCAUCUUUAUGCGGCGGCGCAAGACCGCCAGGAAGCGAGCUCGUGCGGCGCGCCGGUCAGCCAUGCAGGAGACGGGCCUCAUGAUGACGCGCAGCGAUGGCGGCGAGCCCAGCCCCGACUUUGGGAAAUCCAUGGACCCAUAUGCCUCGGCACCACCUUCGGCCGGGCUCAAAUCCGCCUUCCCAACCUCAAGCUCAACCCUACUACCCACGUUUACGAGCCCUUACGACCCGAAAUCAGCGUUGUGGGAAACACCGGCCUCGGUCGGCCAUUACCCGUCGAUGGAGACCCUAAGGACGCCGUCGCCGGGGAUAAUGCUGGGAGCGGACGGCAUGUACUACUACAUACCGCCGCCGGACCUACCACCCGUGAGUGAGGGCGCCUUCGAGCUCGACUCGAACCCUCCGCUGAUUUCGCCACCGGCACGCAUGACGCCGGUCGAGAUGGACGCCGGCGCCGAGCCGUCGUGGAUUCCCACCCCGACGGGGGCCUACUACGGACUGCGAAACUCGGACGAGCCGCAGAUGCGCCAGCAAAGACAGCAGCGUGUCUUUGACGCUGUGGAACGACGCAAGACCGAUAAAUAA
Messenger RNA from Pyricularia grisea, 1398 nucleotides. RefSeq lists its product as uncharacterized. The record is from RefSeq and is a predicted model, not a curated record. NCBI's taxonomy places the organism in Eukaryota, Fungi, Ascomycota, Sordariomycetes, Magnaporthales, Pyriculariaceae. The transcript has a single exon. The coding region runs from base 1 to 1398 and encodes 465 amino acids.